CCUUCCUUCCUCCUCCUGAGUGAGCCUCGGUGCCUCCGGAUCCGCGAGAAGCGAAAGAUGCCGCACUCGGCGGAGGCGGAGGAGACGGAGGAAGGCAUCCGCCGCUUCUCCCCAGGAGUUUGACCGCAGGUGCUGAAGCUGGGCUCGCCGGAGCAUAAAGAUGCUGAAGGGUGUUUGGCUGCUCAGUGUGUUCACAGUGGCUGGGAUCUCACCGACGGAGAGCCGCAAACCUGCCAAAGACAUUUGCAGCAAGAGCCGCUGCCCUUGCGAGGAGAAAGAGAAUGUGCUGAAUAUUAAUUGCGAAAACAAGGGAUUUACAACCGUCAGCCUGCUCUUGCCUCCGCCGUCCAAGAUCUACCAGCUCUUCCUCAACGGCAAUGCCUUCGUCCGGCUCUACCCCAAUGAGUUUGUCAACUACUCCAACGCUGUGACCCUCCACCUGGGCAACAACGACAUGCAGGAGAUUCGAACUGGGGCCUUCGUUGGCCUUCGGACUCUGAAGAGGUUGCACCUCAACAACAACAAGUUGGAAAUCCUUCGGGAGGACACUUUCCUGGGUUUGGAAAGCCUAGAGUACCUUCAGGCUGAUUACAACUACAUCAGCACAAUUGAGGCAGGAGCUUUCAGCAAGCUCAACAAGCUGAAAGUGUUAAUCCUCAAUGAUAACCUCCUGCUUUCUCUGCCAAGCAAUGUGUUCCGCUUUGUCCUGCUCACUCACUUGGAUCUCAGAGGGAACAGGCUCAAAAUGAUGCCUUUUGCUGGUGUCCUGGAACACAUUGGGGGCAUCAUGGAGAUCCAGCUGGAGGAGAAUCCUUGGAACUGUACCUGUGACCUUCUGCCCCUCAAAGCCUGGCUAGAUACCAUCACCGUCUUCGUUGGGGAGAUUGUUUGCGAGACCCCUUUCAGACUGCAUGGCAAAGAUGUCACCCAACUCACCAGGCAGGACCUUUGCCCUCGAAAAAGUUCUGGGGACUCCAACCAGAGGGAGAAGCACCCUUCCCAUUCAGAUACGCACAGUCAGAAAUAUCCCCCAACAGCCAACUCUGCCGUUGGUGCAACCAGGGCUCCCAAAGCCAGUCGCCCACCCAAAACAAGGAACCGCCCCACCCCACGGGUCACAGUGUCUAAAGACAGGCAGAUAUUUGGACCAAUCAUGGUUUACCAAACCAAGUCCCCUGUGCCACUCACUUGUCCAACUGGUUGUGUCUGCACUUCUCAAGGUUCUGACAAUGGGUUGAAUGUCAACUGCCAAGAGAAAAAGAUUGGCAACAUUUCCGAUCUCCACCCAAGACCCACCAGUCCAAGAAAACUCUAUCUAACAAGCAACUAUUUGCAGACUAUCUACAAAACCGAUCUCUUGGAAUACAGCUCGUUGGAUUUGUUGCACUUGGGGAAUAACAGGAUUGCAGUGAUCCAAGAAGGUGCCUUCUCUAACCUCACCUCUUUACGCAGACUCUAUCUCAAUGGCAAUUACCUUGAGGUCCUGUAUCCUUCCAUGUUUGAAGGGCUACACAGCUUGCAAUAUCUGUAUUUAGAGUAUAAUGUCAUUAAAGAGAUCUUGCCACGUACCUUUGAUGCGCUGGGAAACCUUCAUCUCUUGUUUCUGAACAACAACUUGCUGAGGUCCCUCCCAGACAACGUGUUUGGGGGCACAACCCUCACCAGGCUUAACUUGAGGAACAACCAUUUCUCCUUCUUGCCCGUGCGAGGGGUCCUUGAUCAGCUUUCGGCCUUGAUCCAGAUUGAUCUUCAAGAAAACCCAUGGGAUUGUACUUGCGACAUUAUGGGGCUGAGGAACUGGAUCGAACGUGUCACCGAGCAAAACAACAAGCAGUCGGGGACUCCGGUCGUCAUUAACGAAGUAAUCUGCGAUUCUCCAUCCAAGCACGCUGGAGAACAUCUCAAGACCCUGAGCAAGGAAGCCAUCUGCCCUGAAAAUCCCAAUAUGUUAGAUUCCUCCUUCUCCUUUCCGGACCUGAACACAGAUGUGCCCCAAGCCUUCAGCAUCUUCCCCAGUUCCUAUCCGGAAAUGCGGACGGAAGUCCCCCUCUCUGUGUUAAUCCUGGGCCUGCUGGUUGUGUUUAUUUUGUCGGUCUGUUUUGGAGCGGGCCUGUUUGUCUUUGUGCUCAAACGCCGCAAGGGCAUGCCGAGCGUGCCUAGCAGUGCCAACAACCUCGACGUAAGUUCCUUCCAGUUGCAGUACGGGUGCUACAACAGCGAGGCGCACGAUAAAGCCGAAGGGCAUGUAUAUAAUUAUAUCCCACCUCCCGUGGGCCAGAUGUGCCAGAACCCCAUCUAUAUGCAGAAGGAAGCGGACCCCGUAGCUUACUACAGGAACCUCCACGAAUAUAGCUAUAGUAACCUUGAGCCUAAGAAAGAGGACUCGGCCAGCCUAGCGUUUACAAUCACGGCAGCCGAGAUGCUAGAGAAGCAGGCCUUUGCAAGGGAGCCGGAGCUGCUGUAUCAGAACAUUGUGGAAAGGGUCAAGGAGCUGCCUAGCGGAAGCCUGGUCCAUUAUAACUUUUGCACCCUCCCCAAAAGGCAGUUUGCCCCUUCCUACGAGUCGAGGCGACAAAACCAGGACAGGAUAAAUAAGACGGUUUUGUACGGGACUCCGCGGAAGUAUUUUGCAGAACAGUCCAAACCGGACCUUCCGUUACUCCCGGGAAAGCUACAGACUGAACCAGACUACCUCGAAGUUCUGGAGAAACAAACUGCCAUUAGCCAGCUGUGAAUCGGGUGGGUUUCGGGAGGGUUCCCAGCAGGAUUCGUUUCCUGGGGGGAGAAAAAAAUCCUCUUUUUUUUUACAAAAGCAAAACUAACCCGGUUCCGAACUUGAUCCGUCAAAUCUAACCCGGUUCCGAACUUGAUCCGCCAACUCCUUGAGGGUUUUUUGCAUCAUUGGAAGCCUACAACAAUCCUUGUAUUAUGCCAGGACAAUGAAGGGUGCUUUCUUUCUUUCUUAGGGUCCCGUUAAGUUAUUUCUUUUUUCUCGCAUUCCAGAUUCCAGUCCCGUUACAUAUUGAGACUGACUGUUGGUAAGGAGAGAUGUUUUGUCUCGGGAGGAAAAGGGCAGUGAAAGGAUGCUAGGAUAUUGAUCUCACCCCCACACAACAUACAUGCACAUAGGAAUGUUUUCGUUUUCUUUAAAGCAGUGUUUCUCAACCUUCCUAAUUCUGCAACCCCUUAAUACCCCUCCUCGUGUUAUGCGCAGGGGUCCUCAAACUAUUUAAAAGGAGGGCCAGGUCAUAGUCCCUCAAACUAUAAUUUGAAAAAAACAAAACAUAAAUGGAUUCCUGUGCACACUGCACAUAUCAUAUUUGUAGUGCAAAAGACACUUAAAAACAAUACAAUAAUUAAAAUGAAAAACAAUUUUAACAAAUACUAGCCAU
This is a messenger RNA of Anolis sagrei ordinatus, 3392 nucleotides long. It is a transcript of the gene SLITRK2, whose product is annotated as SLIT and NTRK like family member 2. Gene Ontology annotation, cellular component: membrane; glutamatergic synapse. The record is from RefSeq and is a predicted model, not a curated record. Gene Ontology annotation, biological process: axonogenesis; positive regulation of synapse assembly; regulation of presynapse assembly. Gene Ontology annotation, molecular function: protein binding. NCBI's taxonomy places the organism in Eukaryota, Metazoa, Chordata, Lepidosauria, Squamata, Anolidae.